Messenger RNA from Myripristis murdjan (pinecone soldierfish), 2400 nucleotides. Its product is annotated as inhibin beta B chain-like. Gene Ontology annotation, cellular component: extracellular region. The record is from RefSeq and is a predicted model, not a curated record. Gene Ontology annotation, molecular function: cytokine activity; growth factor activity. The transcript has 2 exons. The coding region runs from base 781 to 1998 and encodes 405 amino acids. Lineage: Eukaryota; Metazoa; Chordata; Actinopteri; Holocentriformes; Holocentridae.
GAAAUCCCCACGUGGUUUCGACUCCUGUAUAAAAACUUUGGGUGUGCGGAGCCCCUGUUGUCGUGAUUGCAAAGGGAGAAAAGGGUCUCAGUGAGCAGCAUCUUCCAGGACGCACGGAGCUGUCCAUCCACAGCCGGGCGCACCGGAGACUGUACCCAGACGCACAGACAAAAGGCACGGGAGUCGCCGAGCGCAGUUGUUCCACACUGGACUGCAGCUGACAAAUUGGAUUCCCCAAUUCCCCAAGUGUGUGUUUUUUAUUAACAUUCUCUGUGUUUUUUUGAAUGGGGAAAACCCAUCUCAACGCCUUUUGGACAUCGGAAGGGGCUUAUUUAGACCCUGCCAAGUUUCGGUGAGGCAUUUCGUCCUCGUUUGUUUUGGUAGAUUACUUUUCGAUCCAUGGUAUGACAUGGUAUGACAUCGCGUCAACAAUCAACACUUCUGGAAAUACGUCUCGCAAUCAAAGAGACGAACUUUUGUGUUCUUGUUUUUUUUUUUGGAGGGGAGAGGAGGACGUGAAAGCGGACAACAAGUUGAACGCAUAUUGGCUGGAAUGAUUUAGCCCUAAACUUGUUGUUAACCUCGCGUUCUUGGGAAUACAGCGAUUGCAUGGACUUCUUGGAUAACCCGAGGCGUAUCACUUACGGAGCAAGGUCGGAUGUUAACCAGGAACUUGUGAACUUGUACACUUUUAAAUUAAACGUACCCUCGGCUUCACUCGUUUAAUAUAAUCACUAUUCCUCCCCAGAGAGUUUGGACUGUUGUCUCCAGCAAAGAAAAAUGAGCAGGUACAGUCUGACAUUGUCUUGUUUAGUUGCUUGCAUUCUCUCAGUGCGCUGCAUUUUGGCGACCGGGACAGAGACUCAAACCUUGUCCCAGGAGUCGUGCGCGUCCUGCGGCCUCAGGGCGCCGGAUCAGUCGGAGCGACUGGACGUGGACUUCUUGGAGGCGGUUAAGAGACAUAUACUGAACAGGCUGCAGAUGAGAGAGAGACCCAACAUCACCCAUCCCAUCCCGAAGGCUGCGAUGGUGACAGCCCUGAGGAGACUGCACGCCGGCAAAGUGCGAGAGGACGGCCGAGUUGAGAUCCCCAACUUUGAGGGACAUGCCGCCUACAGCAACGAAGUCCAAGAAGAGACCUCGGAGAUCAUCAGUUUCGCCGAAUCAGAUGAGCAAGUGUCAUCCAGGUCCAGCAUGUACUUCCUCAUCUCCAAUGAGGGCAACCAGAACCUGUACGUGGCCCAGGCCAACCUGUGGCUCUACUUCCGUGUGCUGCCCGCUGGCCCCGAGAAAGGGCCCCGCCGGAAGGUGACAGUCAAGGUCCACUACCAGGAGGCCGGAGCCGCCGGCGGUGCAGAGGGAGGCCCGGGCGGCGGCGGUGGCGGUGGCGGGGGCGCAGGCCGCUGGGCCCUGGUGGAGAAGCGGGUGGAUCUGAAGCGCAGCGGCUGGCACACCUUCCCCUUGUCAGAGGCGGUUCGGGCUGUGUUCGGGAAAGGCAGCCGGCGGCAGGACCUGGAGGUCCGCUGCGAGGGCUGCGAGACGGCUGGCGUGGCGCCGGUGUUGGUGGACCCGGGCGACCCGUCCCACCGGCCCUUCCUGGUGGUGCGGGCACGACAGGCCGAGGGGAAGCACCGCAUCCGCAAGAGGGGGCUGGAGUGUGACGGCAGCAGCGGGGGCCUGUGCUGCCGGCAGCAGUUUUACAUAGACUUCCGCCUCAUCGGCUGGAAUGACUGGAUCAUUGCACCAGCCGGCUACUAUGGCAACUACUGCGAGGGCAGCUGCCCGGCCUACAUGGCGGGUGUGCCGGGCUCAGCCUCGUCCUUCCACACGGCGGUGGUCAACCAGUACCGCGUGAGGGGGAUGAGCCCCGGCUCCGUCAACUCCUGCUGCAUCCCCACCAAGCUCAGCACCAUGUCCAUGCUCUACUUUGACAAUGAGUACAACAUUGUCAAGAGGGACGUGCCCAACAUGAUUGUGGAGGAGUGCGGCUGCGCCUGAGGGGCCCCGUUGACUUCAGCAACUUUGAACUUGGAACAGUCAAAAAGGCCUUCUGUAGCAACGGGCCGUUUUUUGUACGGUACGCAUAUCCGAUAUAUCUAUACCUACGUGACAAGAACACAAAACCGGUACAAUCCAGCAAACACAUGCGUACAUGUUGCGUAUGUACGUGCGCGUGUGUUUACACGUGUGUGUGUGUGCGAGUGUGUGUAUUUAUCAGAGUGAGCGGCCUGCUUGCUCUCCCAGUUUUGUCCAUUCCACAUGACGACGCUUAACUGGUCGGGAGCUCGGGGAAGAGAAGGGAAUGGUUAUCACCAAAUGAUCCUUUUGCUCUAGUUUGCCAUUUCUAGUCAAAAAAAAAAAUAAUGGCACAUCAUCUCUUGAAUGAAGAUUAAAAGCGCU